UGUUUUUACCAGUCUCGACCUGUGCUGAUGGUCCCACGAUAGCUGGGAGAAAUCAGACCAUCUGGGCGCCCUGUGUCCGAAACCUUAUUUCUGUCUAGCUUCAUUUUAUUCUUUUCUUCCCAGGAGUUGACUGCAACAACGUAUAAAUUGUGGUUGAUUUGCAACUCCCGCUAUUCGUUUGCGCUUUAAGGGGAAGACAAUUGCCAUUGGGCAAAGCUCACAUAGUCAACACAGACCUGGGAGGCAUCUUGCGACAGACUUAUUAGCAAGAUGGCGCCAAAGAAAGAAGCCAAAUUGGGAGUUCCCAUACAGCCUGUUCCAGAGAAGCGCGGAUAUGAGUUUGGAGGACCACUUGGUGCCGCGGGAAUUGUCUUCGGCCUGCCCGUCUUGAUAUACGGCUUUACUUUCCUCUGCAACGACGUUUCUGGCUGUCCAGUUCCAUCGCUCCUACACCCCUCCACAUUGACCGUCGAGAAGCUGAAAGCCGAGGUUGGAUGGCCAGAUGAGGGACUCAAAGCUUUCUAUGACACCAAUGUCACACUUUGGGUUCUGGCGUACUAUGGCCUGAGUCUCUUUCUGCAGAUCUUCCUGCCUGGUCAGGAAGUCGAGGGCGUGGUUCUGGCCUGCGGGGGCAAGCAUAGAUACAAGUUUAACGCUUUCCCCUCCGCCGUCAUUAUUCUUUCCGGCUGCGCGGCGGGAACCUACCUGUACGGCGCCGACUUUGUUGUUUGGACUUUCUUAUGGGACAACUACGUCCAAGUGAUCACUGCGAACCUGAUUAUCAGCACUGUUGUCUCAAUCUACGUCUACAUAAGAAGCUUCUCGGUUCCCGCUCCAGGUCAGCCAAAUCCCGAAUUCCGGGAGCUAGCACCUGGAGGCCAUACAGGCAAUGUUCUCUACGACUUCUUUAUCGGCAGAGAGCUCAAUCCUCGUGUGAAGCUGCCGAUUCCUUUCGUUAGCGACACUUCGCGAACCAUCGAUUUGGGCGUCUUCUUUGAGAUGAGGCCGGGCCUGUUGGGUUGGCUCAUACUCAACCUCUCUAACGUGGCCCAUCAAUAUAAGACAUACGGCUAUAUCUCUGAUUCUAUCAUCCUCGUUACUAUUUUCCAGGGUUUCUACGUCCUGGACGCUCUUUACAUGGAACCAGCGAUUUUGACCACCAUGGACGUCAUUAUGGAUGGCUUCGGGUAUAUGCUUGCUUUUGGUGACGUUGUCUGGGUCCCAUUCAUCUACUCUUUCCAGACAAGAUAUCUUUCUGUGUUCCCCUACGAGCUUGGUAUCUAUGGAAUCGCAAUUGUUCUGGGUUGCACUGGUGUCGGAUACUUCAUUUUCCGCGGAGCCAACAGCCAGAAGAACCGCUUCCGUCAAAACCCCGACGAUCCUAGGGUCAAGCAUCUGACAUAUAUGGAGACUGCGACCGGUUCUAAGCUGAUCACAUCGGGUUGGUGGGGCUGCGCGCGUCACAUCAACUACUUCGGAGACUGGAUCAUGUCUUGGGGUCAGUGCCUCCCCACGGGAAUUGCAGGCUAUAUCAUCAUCCAGUCGAUCGACCCCAGUACCGGCGAAUUACAGAAGCAGGCGGUGCAGACCCCUGAGGUUCGUGGCUGGGGUAUGAUUUUCACCUAUUUCUACCUUGUUUACUUUGGCACCCUCCUCAUACACCGUGAGGGGCGCGACGAGGAAAAGUGCAAGAAGAAGUACGGCGCCGACUGGGACAAAUAUACGUCCUUGGUGCGCAGCCGGAUCAUCCCCGGGAUCUACUAAAAUGCCUUAUUUCAACUGCCUUCAGAGCACCGCUUGAUGGUUUCUACAUGGACAAAAAAGUAUGGGGUCAUCGUGUUUGUGAUGUACACUUGGUAUUGCUGGC
Messenger RNA from Paecilomyces variotii, 1867 nucleotides. Its product is annotated as ergosterol biosynthesis ERG4/ERG24. Gene Ontology annotation, biological process: ergosterol biosynthetic process. Bases 271 to 1764 code for a protein of 497 amino acids. NCBI's taxonomy places the organism in Eukaryota, Fungi, Ascomycota, Eurotiomycetes, Eurotiales, Thermoascaceae. Gene Ontology annotation, cellular component: endoplasmic reticulum membrane. The record is from RefSeq and is a predicted model, not a curated record. The transcript is spliced from 3 exons. Gene Ontology annotation, molecular function: Delta14-sterol reductase activity.